Molecule: messenger RNA, 1310 nt
Organism: Polyodon spathula (Mississippi paddlefish)
Lineage: Eukaryota; Metazoa; Chordata; Actinopteri; Acipenseriformes; Polyodontidae
Gene: slc66a1
Product: solute carrier family 66 member 1
Exons: 7
Coding region: 528-1310 (260 amino acids)
Source: RefSeq, a predicted model, not a curated record
UGACCGCGGGACAGUGAAAAACAACUUCCUGAGACACAAAGGGCAGCCGAGCACAGAGAACAGCGCGCCGAGAGAGCAGCCGAGCACAGAGGGGUAACAGCGCGCCGAGAGAGCAGCCGAGCACAGAGGGGUAACAGCGCGCCGAGAGAGCAGCCGAGCACAGAGGGGUAACAGCCGAGCACAGAGGGGUAACAGCGCGCCGAGAGAGCAGCCGAGCACAGAGGGGUAACAGCGCGCCGAGAGAGCAGCCGAGCACAGAGGGGUAACAGCGCGCCGAGAGAGCAGCCGAGCACAGAGGGGUAACAGCGCGCCGAGAGAGCAGCCGAGCACAGAGGGGUAACAGCGCGCCGAGAGAGCAGCCGAGCACAGCGGGGUAACAGCGCGCCGGAGGAAACUGCUACACAUAUACAAGCGAUUUAUUGCCCAGAGUGUUUAUCUGUGCAACGUCGCGAGUCACAGAGGAUCACGGAAUCGAAACAGAACCAUUGUCUGAAACCGCUGUGGCCGUGACUCCUGUGUGACCCGCGAUGGACACUACUGGUCUGACUCGUGGUGUUUUGGGCUCCGGACCCUCGGACGGGAACUUCUCGUCUCUCUGCCCCAACGGGUCUGUGUGGGUGUGGGAGGGGCUGCGGGAGUGUGCUGAGGACAGCCGGGACAUGGCCAGCUUGAUCCUGGGGCUGCUCUCCAUCGUGUGCUUCAUGGUGUCAUCACUGCCGCAGUAUCACAGGUCCUGUAAGUCUGGCAAUAUGGACCAGGCCUUGUCAAUAUGGUUCCUAUUGGGCUGGCUGGGAGGAGAUUCCUGCAAUCUGAUUGGCUCCUUCCUGGCUGAUCAGCUUCCUUUGCAGAGCUACACUGCAAUGUACUACGUGGUGGCAGACCUGGUGAUGCUGGGGCUCUACCUUUACUACAAGAUGAAGAACAGGAACACAGAGCAACGUAGUGGAGUGUUGAACGCAGUGGGUGUGUUCUCUCUUCUCGGAGUCUCAGCCUCCCUGUCACUCUUCAAGGGGGCGGGGCUGCACAGUGACACAUCCCCAGGGUUCAGAGGUCGUGUGCUGCUGUCCUUCGCUGUGGAGUAUAAGAGGAAGUCAACUGCAGGUGUGUCCUUCUUCCUGUUUGCGCUGGUGAUUCUGGGAAACAUGAUGUACGGACUGAGCGUGCUCCUGAAGAACCCGGAGCGUGGACAGGCUGAGGGGAACUACGUGCUGCACCACCUGCCUUGGCUGAUAGGGAGCCUGGGGACCCUGAGCCUGGACAUCAUCAUUGCCCUGCAGUUCCUGAUGUAUCAAAACCCGCCCUUUCCUUGA